CGGCCGCAAUGCCUCCCUGGCACGCGCUUGGAAAUACUGGAACGGGCCGUGGAGUGGGCAUUGUCAGAUUCAAGUCAGAACAUUUUCUGGCUGUACGGCGUCGCAGGAUCUGGCAAGAGCACUGUUAGCACGACAAUUGCGGAACAUUUCCGUGGCAUAUCCCGUCUUGGUGCUCAUCUAUUUUUUGAACGAGGCAAGAGUGAGCCGAGCUCUGUCAUCUGCACACUCGCUUAUAAACUAGCCUUAUUCGACUCUUCCGUGGCUCGACAUGUUCUCGAGGCAAUUGAACAAGACAACGACAUUGCUUUAGCUCCGGGGUCGACCCAGUUUGCGAAACUCAUUAAUGAUCCUCUUGUCCAGGUUGGCAAGGCAAUGCAGGGACCAGUCAUCAUUGUUCUCGACGCACUGGAUGAAUGUGGAACGGGCAGCAGCCGAAAGCACUUGCUGGAACUCCUCCGAGAAAGACUUCCCACUCUUCCCAGGAACUUCCGAUUUUUCAUCACGAGCAGAAGGGAACUAGACAUCGAUCGAGCAUUUUCUUCCCGACUUGAGUGCAUUUGCGCCGUUGAGCUAGUACACGACUCGACAACGUGCAAGGAUGACGUGCAUCGGUAUAUUGAUUACGAGAUGCGCAAGGUGUUCGCGAAAAAUACACUGCAGAUCUCAGGUGAUUGGCAAACGAAGAUGGACCAUCUCGGAGGAGCAGCGGAUGGCCUUUUUGUCUGGGCAUCAACAGCGGUGAAAAUGGUGGAUUGCGAUGACCCAAUUCGGAAAUUGAAAGAAUUGACGUCUCGGUCACACAACUUGUCGGGGCUCAACCAUCUAUACAACUCUGUUCUUAGAGAUUCAGGCAUCUUGUUUGACGACGAAGCAUCCAAGACUCGCUUUUCGCGAAUACUCGGUCUUAUCAUUCUCGGCAAAUACCCACUCACCGAUAAUAUGAUCGACGAGCUUCUUGGGUAUUCGGACGAAAGACCAUCACGUCUUACUCUUUCUCGCUUACGGUCCGUCCUCGUGUAUACACCUGGAACUCCAAUUCGCUUUUGCCAUACGUCGUUCCGUGACUAUUUAUUGUCACCAGAUUGCAAGAGCGACCCGUGGUUCAUAGAUCCCGAGGCUCAAAAUGAGUUCAUCACUUCGCGAUGCUUUGACGUCAUGAGGGACAAGCUGCAGUUCAAUAUCUGCGACAUAGAGUCAUCAUAUAUCUCUAAUGAUCGGAUCCCUGACCUUCCCGACCGUAUCAAGGCGAAGAUUCCCCCACAUUUGGACUAUGCCUGUCUCUUCUGGAGCCAACACUUGCAGGACUUGCAAUUCACGCAUGCAUUGCUGGGUGUCCUGACGGAGUUUCUUCAUGAACGUCUGUUCUAUUGGCUCGAGGUGAUGAGUCUCUUGAGGAGGGUCAACAGUGCUAGUCCAGCGUUCCUUCGUGCCAUAAAUUGGGUCUCGUCACGUAAUGCGGAAGUGCUGGCGUUCCUGAGAGAUGCGCGUAGAAUAAUCACUCGAUUUGCGUUACCUAUCUCGGAGUCCAUACCUCAUAUCUAUACUAUCAUGGUUUGGGACAUUGAGAGUAGACAAGCCGUCAAGUGUCUCGAAGGUCAUGUGGGCGCUGUGAAUUCUGUUGCACUCUCCCCUGAUGGAAAGCACAUUGUCUCAGGUUCCGACGACGAGACUAUUCGAAUCUGGAACGUUGAGAAAGGACAAACCAUUUGUGACCCUCGUGGAGGUCACGUAGAUGCUGUCUGGUCUGUCGCUUUCUCUCAUGACGGUACACGCGUCGCCUCAGGUGCUGCGGACAACACAAUUCGGAUCUGGGAGAGUGGACAAUGUUUAUCGGUACCUUUCGAAGGACACGAUGAUGAAGUUUGUUCUGUCGCUUUCUCACCAGAUGGGAAACGCGUCGUCUCUGGUUCCGAUGACCGGACUAUUCGAAUAUGGGAUGUUGUAACUGGUCAGGUUGUUUGUGGGCCUUUGAAAGGGCAUACUGACUAUGUACGGUCUGUUGCAUUUUCUCCCGACGGAACCCGUGUCGUGUCAGGCUCUGAAGAUGGCACAGUCCGAAUCUGGGAUGCCGAAAGUGUGCAUGUCGUUUCUGGGCAUUUUGAAGGGCACGUAGAUGAAGUCACUUCUGUUUCUUUUUCGCCCAGUGGGAGACUCAUUGCUUCUGGCUCUGAUGAUACGACGAUUCGAAUCUGGGAGGCUGAAAGUGGGAAAGCUGUAUCUGGACCCUUCAAAGGGCACUCAAGUUAUGUUUUAUCUGUUGCCUUCUCGCCGGAUGGAAGGAGACUUGCCUCCGGUUCUAGCGACCGAACAAUCCGAGUCUGGGACACCGUACGCGGGAAUAUAGUUUCCGGACCUUUCAAAGGACACGAAGAGCAGGUCUUCUCUGUCUGCUUCUCGUCCGAUGGGACACGUAUUGUGUCCGGCUCAGAAGACCAAACGCUCCGAAUCUGGGAUGCCCAUAGUGGAGAAACAAUUUCAGGUCCUUUCAGAGGGCAUGAAAGCUGGGUUGUGUCCGUUGCUUUCUCGCCUGACGGGAGACGUGUUGUCUCUGGCUCUGGCGACAAAACAAUCAUAAUCUGGGAUAGCGAAAGUGGGGAAGUCAUCUCUGGGCCCUUGAGAGGACAUACAGAUUGGGUUUGGUCGGUGGCAUUCUCGUCCAACGGCACACGCGUUGCUUCCGGAUCUGAUGACACAACCGUCUUGAUCUGGAACGCUGAGAGCGGACAGGUCGCGGCUGGACCUUUAAAAGGACAUACAAGCUCGGUUCGGUCAGUUGCCUUCUCCCCCGACGGGGCACGCGUCGUCUCGGGUUCCAAUGACAGGACAAUCAGAGUUUGGGACACUGAGAGUGGACAGGCUAUUUUCGAACCCUUUGAAGGGCAUACUUCGUUCGUCGUGUCUGUUGCAUUCUCACCUAAUGGAAGACACAUCAUAUCUGGAUCACGGGAUCAUACAAUCAGAAUGUGGAAU
This is a messenger RNA of Fomitiporia mediterranea MF3/22, 2970 nucleotides long. RefSeq names its product WD40 repeat-like protein. The transcript has 3 exons. The annotation marks the transcript as partial. The record is from RefSeq and is a predicted model, not a curated record. Gene Ontology annotation, molecular function: protein binding. Lineage: Eukaryota; Fungi; Basidiomycota; Agaricomycetes; Hymenochaetales; Hymenochaetaceae.